This is a messenger RNA of Amphimedon queenslandica, 1707 nucleotides long. RefSeq lists its product as uncharacterized. NCBI's taxonomy places the organism in Eukaryota, Metazoa, Porifera, Demospongiae, Haplosclerida, Niphatidae. Bases 840 to 1580 code for a protein of 246 amino acids. The transcript has 7 exons. The record is from RefSeq and is a predicted model, not a curated record.
AAAAUAAUUAAGCAUUUGCACAUUGUAGCAUCGAGUAGUGAGUACAUGCACAUUGUGUAACACUAAAUUAGACCCUCUCCAUAUCAUUAUACAAGUACAUAAUGUACAUGUAGAUGAACAUGUAUACGUACUUGAGGUUAUUCGUGUAUAGUCAUUUAAAAUAAUUAUUGCAAGGCCAAAUACACAUGUACAUGUACAUGUACUUUUUAAAAGUCAAAAUGAAAUUUCACUUUCACAAGUUACAUUGUACUUGAUGUACUGUACAAAUGAUAAAGCAUGUUGGAAAUGGAAAUUUGACUUAUGCAAAUCAAAAGCAGUGAAUUGUCGUGUUUGAAGCUACAUGUACGUACAUGUAGCAUAAAUUACAAUAAAAGUCAAAAAUAUUACAACUGUACAAGAAUUUGUGAGUUGAUUAAGUACAUGUAUAAAAGAAGCAACUAAAUGUAUAUUUACUGUCAGAGGCAGUACAUACUGUACAUGCACCUACAUGUACAUGUAACUGUGAGCCAGCUUCUGAUAGAUAUAGAUCUACAUGUACAUGUACCUUCCAAAGUUAAAAACGUGUACAAGUUGUAACAAAUACAAUGUACUGUAUGUGGAGAUUGCCAAACUAGUGACAAAAUACAACUGGCCAAACCUUCAGCCAGAUUUUUUCACUAUACUUCCUACUACAGAGCACUCAAUAACAAUGGCUUAUUGUUGUUUACAUGACAACGGAGGUAGUGAUAAUACCUGUACUGACAUCUAUUUCGCAUUUUCAGGAGGGAGAACAAAUUCAAAGCUAGUCAGCGAGAACCUAAUAACUUUUUCAGGGAGCAUUCACUAACACUAUUGGCAACAUGAAAGUUGGACUAAUCUUAUCUGGGAUUUUUCUGCUCUGUGCUAAAGUUACUUUGGCUAUUAAUUGUGAUGUUUCUGAAAAGAAUGACUGUGGUUUUCUUGGAAUAAAUGAAACCGGUUGUGCAAACAGAGACUGUUGUUGGAGACCAGAUGCUAGCUUAAAGGAUCCUUGGUGCUACCAGACAGAUGUUUCUAAUACUGGCAACUGCAGACCUGACUUGGAAAAAACAGAUUGUGGAUAUCUUGGAAUUCAAGAGAAUGAAUGCAUAGAUCGUAAAUGUUGCUGGCUUGAAGAAGAAGGAGACCCACACUGCUUUAAAAAGUCAUCAGCUCAAAGUGCAUGCAUUGAUGUUAAAGAUAAAAUUGACUGUGGCUCUUAUGGCACUACUGAAGAAGAAUGCAUAGAAAAAGGCUGUUGCUGGAAGGAAAAGGAAAAUGAGCCUUGGUGCUUCUUUAAGUCUGGUGUUAUACCAAGCAAGAGCCCAAGUCCAAGCCCAAGUGAAAGCCGAAGCUCAAGUCGAAGUCCAAGUCAAAGUCGAAUCCCAAGUCCAAGUCCAAGUCGAAGCCCAAGUCAAAGUCGAAGCCCAAGUCCAAGUCGAAGCCCAAGUCAAAGUCAAAGUCAAAGCCCAAGUCCAAGUCGAAGCCCAAGUCCAAGUCGCAGCACAAGUCAAUGUCCAAGUCAAAGCCCAAGUCCAAGUCGAAGCCCAAGUCAAAGUCCAUCUGCACAUAUAAUAGUUUAACUUGUAUUCAUUAGUGGCUACCAAGGAUGAAUGGCCUUAAAUACAACUUAGUUCUAUAACUUAAGUAUACCUUACAUGUAACUAUAUAACUUAACUGUUGGCCUUAAUACAAUGCAUAAAAAUAGAA